Piliocolobus tephrosceles (Ugandan red Colobus) is the source of this 1463-nucleotide messenger RNA. Its product is annotated as tumor necrosis factor receptor superfamily member 25-like. Gene Ontology annotation, cellular component: plasma membrane. Gene Ontology annotation, biological process: signal transduction. The record is from RefSeq and is a predicted model, not a curated record. The transcript has 5 exons. NCBI's taxonomy places the organism in Eukaryota, Metazoa, Chordata, Mammalia, Primates, Cercopithecidae. Gene Ontology annotation, molecular function: protein binding. Bases 424 to 1176 code for a protein of 250 amino acids.
AAUUUUUUGUAUUUUUAGUAGAGACAGGGUUUCACCAUGUUAGCUAGGAUGGUCUUGAUCUCCUGACCUCAUGAUCUGCCCGCCUCGGCCUCCCAAAGUGCUGGGAUUACAGGCGUGAGCCACCACACCCGGCCUUCAUUCAAGUCUUUAUUGAAUAUCUCCUAUGUUCUACACACUGUUCUAGGUGCUGGGGAUGCAACAGGGAACAAAAUAGGCAAAAUCCCUGUCUUUUUGGGGUUGACAUUCUAGUGACUCUUCAUAUAGUCUAGAAGAAGCUCAAUGAAUAGUGUCUGUGGUUGUUAUCGGGGGCACAACGACAGGAACAUUCUUGGGUAGAGUGAGGCUCACAGGAGAGAGGCCUGGGGAAGGAAGAGUCUCCAGGAUGGAGCAGAUGCUGGGCAGUCUUGGGGACCCCCUCCUGGCAUGCACCCCCUCAUCCCUCAGGCCACCCCCGUCCCUUUCAGGAGCACCCUGGGGAGCUGUCCAGAGCGCUGUGCCGCUGUCUGUGGCUGGAGGCAGAUGUUCUGGGUCCAGGUGCUCCUGGCUGGCCUUGUGGUUCCCCUCCUGCUUGGGGCCACCCUGACCUACACAUACCGCCACUGCUGGCCUCACAAGCCCAUGGUUACUGCAGAUGAAGCUGCGAUGGAGGCUCUGACCCCACCACCGGCCACCCAUCUGUCACCCGCCGACAAUGCCCACACCCUUCUAGUACCUCCUGACAGCAGUGAGAAGAUCCGCACCGUCCAGUUGGUGGGCAACAGCUGUACCCCUGGCUACCCCCAGACCCAGGAGGUGCUCUACCCGCAGGUGACAUGGUCCUGGGACCAGCUGCCCAACAGAGCUCUUGGCCCCGCUCCCGCGUCCACACUCUUGCCAGAGUCCCCAGUCGGCUCGCCAGCCAUGAUGCUGCAGCCGGGCCCGCAGCUCUACGACGUGAUGGACGCUGUGCCAGCGCGGCGCUGGAAGGAGUUCGUGCGCACGCUGGGGCUGCGCGAGGCGGAGAUCGAAGCCGUGGAGGUGGAGAUCGGCCGCUUCCGAGACCAGCAGUACGAGAUGCUCAAGCGCUGGCGCCAGCAGCAGCCCGCGGGCCUGGGCGCCGUCUACGCGGCCCUGGAGCGCAUGGGGCUGGACGGCUGCGCGGAGGACUUGCGCAGCCGCCUGCAGCGCGGCCCGUGAGACGGUGCCCACUCGCCACCUAGGCGCUCUGGUGGCCCUUGCAGAAGCCCUAAGUACAGUUACUUACGCGUGUAGACAUUUUAUGUCACUUAUUAAGCCGCUGGCACGGCCCUGCUAGCCGCACCAGCCGGCCCCACCCCUGCUCGCCCCUAUCGCGCCAGCCAAGGCGAAGAAGCACGAACGAAUGUCGGGAGGGGGUCAAGACAUUUCUCAGUUUCUCGGCCGGAGUUUGGCUGAGACCGUGGUAUUAAAUCUGUGAAAGAAAAAAAAAAAAAAAAAAAAAAAAA